AUGACUACUACAUUUUUCACAAUACACAGUGAAAAUGCUCAUACAAGCACUGAAUUAUCUUCAUCUUCUCAAAUAACACCACCAGCCGUACCAAAUAAUAAUCAGAUCGAAAAGCGACAUGUAUGUGGAGAAUGUGGAAAGGCUUUUCCAUAUUUGUCCAUUUUGGAAUCUCAUAAACGCUGUCACACCGGUGAAAAGCCAUUUGAUUGCCAUUUCUGCGACAAGAAGUUCGCACAAAAAGCAACCUUACAAGUGCACGAACGAACUCACACUGGCGAAAGACCUUACAAGUGUAAAUACUGUGAUAAAACAUUUGCACAAUAUGGUACAAAGACUGUUCACGAGAAAAGUGCACAUUUGGGCAUACGAAACUACAGAUGUCCAAAAUGUAACAAAUGUUUAUCGUCUCCUUCAGCAUUAUAUACGCAUAAAAAAACUCAUGGCGAAAAAACAUUGCAGUGCGAUUAUUGUCCUAAAACGUUUACGUUAAAAAAUUACCUAAAAUUACAUGUAAAACAAGUGCAUCAACAAUCUGAUCGUAAACAUAUUUGCAUUUACUGUAAUAAAAGUUUCGCUUAUGCAGGCAGUUUGCAGGUACACAUACGGACGCAUACCGGUGAACGACCUUAUGUAUGCAGGUUUUGUCCCAAAGCAUUUGCUAGUCAAGGUAAUCUACAGAGUCAUGAAAGAACUCAUACCGGUGAACGACCAUAUACUUGUAUACAAUGUGGGCGAUCUUUCAUUCAGAAAUCACAAUUAACUGCUCAUGAAGGAACACAUCAGUACCAACCAGGCACAUCACCUGAAUCAAUGCAAAGCAAAAAACCAACAGAAUAUGUGUGCAAAUAUUGCGGUAAACGAUACGCUUAUGCAUCAUCGCUCUAUGUUCAUAAUCGGUUACAUACUGGUGAAAGGCCUUUCCGGUGUAGUUUUUGCGACAAAUCAUUCACAAAUCAAGGCAAUAUGCAAGUACAUCAGCGUGUACACACUGGAGAAAAACCGUACAAAUGUAAUGCAUGUGAAAAAAGUUAUGCUCAAAAGGUGGGUUUAAAAAUCCAUUUGGAACAGUGUCAGCACCAACAAACAAGUCCAAACGCUGACCUGGAUAACCCGAAAACAAUAGACAAUCUUUUACCCAAAUAUUUAAAUUUACCAGAUGGAAUAACAAUAGCAGCGCUUCAAUAUCCGCCAUCACCAGUCGUAUCUUCAGUUCGAGAUUUGACGAGCCCAUCGUUAAGCUUGAGAUUACCAGCAAUUAGCAACCAUAUUUCUCAUAAUCCAUCUUUGCCGGAUUCAAAUGACACAACUGCUAAUCGAAUGGUUCUAAAUGAUUUUAUUUCCAUUACCUCUAAUGAACCAAUCACAGCCCAAGCAAAUGAAAAUAUUGAAAGCAAGCACUCAGCAUUCCAUGGAGUAAUUCGGGAUCCAUACAAAAAUCCUUCAAUAGAACCUAAUGAUUCUCAGUUAUAUGUGUAUAAGCAUCUUUUGGAAGGUAGUAAUUCCACUGGUUCACUAUUUUCACCGCAAAUGAUACUUCAAAGUCAGCAGUUGCAACUUCUUCUACAAUGUUCUGAACAAUGGUGUAAUGUUUUGAAUCAGCCUAUCUCUGCAUACCCACCUAUACCAACGUUAACAAAUUUGAAUUCAGGCUCUCAGCAACCUUUUAUAAAUCAUGCCUCUACUGUUGACAUAUCUAACGAUUUUUUAUCUGAUUCUGUUAAGCAUGAACCAGCAAUGUAUGUAUAA
Messenger RNA from Thelazia callipaeda (thelaziosis nematode), 1746 nucleotides. The record is from the annotation of a GenBank genome assembly. NCBI's taxonomy places the organism in Eukaryota, Metazoa, Nematoda, Chromadorea, Rhabditida, Thelaziidae.